AUGAGUAGCCCACAGAUUGAUGAUGGCCUGAUUGCCCAUCUAAAAAUGAUAUAUCGCUCGUAUCGACAUACUUCCGAAAUUGACGCCAAAGGGGCAUUCUUUAGCUCAUCUUGUUAUCAGAUCUGCCGCCCGAAUCCCUCCUUUGCCGCUAGCAACAGAGACACUAUCGUCGGAUACCUGCACGAUUACGCCCCAAAACCCACAUCGGCAACAGAGGCAAACAAUAUACCCACUCAGAAAGGCUUCUACACCAUCAGACCACUUCGAGACAAUGAGUACGAAUUUGGGACGGACGAACAGGUUGCCCCAGCUGGAUUUGCUUCAGUGGAAGAGGUCCGGAGUCAGGCUUUGCGGGAAGGGUGGGUUGGCAUGAGAGUUGAUUUGUGGGACGACUCCGCAGAGGGACAAGUUAAGCAAGAGAACAGCCUUCUGGUGAAAGUACAGUAUUGGUGGAGAAAGGAAAACGAUGUCUGGAUUCAGAUAUUCCACGAUAUAAUGUACAUGGGUCCGCGCGACGGGACAGAAGGAUUGGAUGGUGAGAUUUUGGAGUAA
This is a messenger RNA of Colletotrichum graminicola M1.001, 552 nucleotides long. RefSeq lists its product as uncharacterized. NCBI's taxonomy places the organism in Eukaryota, Fungi, Ascomycota, Sordariomycetes, Glomerellales, Glomerellaceae. The coding region runs from base 1 to 552 and encodes 183 amino acids. The record is from RefSeq and is a predicted model, not a curated record. The transcript has a single exon.